AAACAUAUUAAAAUGUAAACAAACAGAAACUCAGUCAUUGGGUCAAUAAAAAUGAUAAGCAAGCAAAUUUAGUCAAAAAGUUAUCAUGGUUAAUUAUUUUAAAUUAGCAACGAUUAUAUUCAAUUUUUGAAAACAUACCUAAUUCAACAAAUAAAAUUGUUUGAACCUGACAAAAACCUGUUGCAUAUUACAAGGAAUUUUUUUUAUAAUAUUUAACCUUGUAAGAUCGUUUAAAUGGCUCAGAUAAAAGUAACACCUCUUGGAGCUGGUGAAACUGUUGGAAAACGUUGCUUUUUACUUUCAAUUGGUAGAAAAAAUAUCAUGUUAGAUUGUGGAAUGGAUUUAGGUUUCAAAGACGAACGAAUGUUUCCCGAUUUCUCUUAUAUUGUUCCGGAAGGACAAAUAACAUCUCAUAUUGAUUGUGUGAUCAUAUCUCAUUUCCACUUGGAUCAUUGUGGUGCUCUUCCCUACAUAACUGAAAUUAUUGGAUAUUCCGGCCCAAUUUACAUGACACAUCCAACAAAAGCAAUUGCUCCAGUUCUUCUCGAGGACAUGAAGAAAAGUGCUUUCGAUCAGAAAGGAAAUUCGUUUGUCUACACAAGUCAAAUGAUAAAAGAUUGCAUGAAGAAAGUGACUGGAAUUCCCCUUUACGAAUCAGUGAUGAUUGGCAGUGAGAUUGAGAUUAAAGCAUAUUAUGCUGGUCAUGCUCUUGGAGCUGCAAUGUUUUGGAUACGCGUGGGAUUUCAAUCAGUUGUUUAUACAGGAGAUUAUAAUAUGACAGCAGAUCGACAUUUGGGGGCUGCAUGGAUCGACAAUUUGAAACCUGAUCUUCUCAUAAGUGAGGCUACACUUCGAAAUUCCAGACCGUAUUGUGAGAAAGAUUUUCUCAAGAAAGUUCAUGGAUGUGUAGCAUGCGGUGGCAAAGUUUUAAUUCCAGUAUUUGCAUUAGAAAAGGCACAAAAACUUUGCAUUCUUCUUGAAACUUACUGGGAUCGAAUGAAUCUCAAAUACCCAAUUUAUUUCGCUAUGGGGUCGGCUGAGAAUGCAAACAGUUAUUACAAAAUGUUUGUUGCAUGGGCGAAUCAAAAGAAUACAAGAAAUCCUUCAAAUUGUAAUGUUUUUGACUUUAAAUGUAUAAAAACAUUUGAUCGCGGUUGUAUUGAUGAUCCUGGAAGUAUGAUCGUGUUUGCAACACCAGGAAUGCUUCAUACUGGAUUAUCUUUACAAAUUUUUAAGAAAUGGGCAUCGAAUGAAAACAACAUGUUGGUAAUACCAGGCUAUUGUGUUCAAGGCACAGUUGGUCACAAAAUCUUAUGUGGAGCAAAGAAAGUUACAUUUGAGAAUAAUCAAAUAGUUGAAAUUAAAAUGUCGGUAGAAUUUAUAAGAUUCAAUACGCAUUCAGACGAAAAUGGAAUUCUAAAGUUAAUACAAAAUUGUGAACCACGUAAUGUGUUGCUGGUUCAUGGUGACGAAAUUAAAUUGAAACAUUUGAAAGAAAAAAUAAGAGAUGAAUAUAAAAUUGAUUGUUUCUUAUUAUGUGAUGGUGAGACCAAAGUUAUAACCACACCUUUGAAGAUUCCACUCAAUUUCUCAGUUGAAAAGUUAAAAAAUCAAAUCACCAGUUUCAAUGCGAAACCUCCAGAUCCUAAACAUCGACGAUUUCUGCAUGGAAUUCUUGUUAUGAAGGAAGGAAAACUCACAUUGAUGGACCUCCCAGGUGUCUUUAAAGAGAAUACCGGAAAAAGUCGUCAUGCCUUAAAUUUCGCGUCUUAUAUAAAAAUCGAGAUGUCGGUCUUGUCAUCGCUAGAAAUUCUUCAAAAUCUUUAUUUGAUUCUUAAAGAAAAAUUAAGCAAUUGGGAUGUGGAAAUGUCUAGUCAAACUAUUAAUAUAGAAAGGGUCGCUGUUGUGAUUGUUGGGGAAGAGAAAGAAAGAAGGAUUUGUAUAACUUGGAAUAACCAAGAUGAAGAUCUUGGUCGAUAUAUUUUCGGUUUACUUCAGAGUAUUGGAUAACAUUCGGUAAUGCUAAACUUAUGCGUUCUCAGGGAAAUAUUUACAUUCACGUGACAAUGUCAUAAGUCAAAAUAAGCCAAGUCAUGAAUAAUUAAUAAUAAAAUUAUUUUAUAUAUUCGUACUCUUAUUGAGCAAAUAUCUUUAAGCUGAUUAUCGUUAAGAAUGAUUAUCGUUGAGAAUGAUUUUUAUUAAAAAAUUGAAUAAAAUUCUAUGUUUUUAAAGAUUACUGCUACCUAGACAAACCAAUAAACAAAAGAUUUUAAAAAGUCUUGCAAACAUCAAUCAAAUGUUAUUGACAAUCAUUCUGAAAUAAAUAAAAAAAUUGCACUCCAU
Clunio marinus is the source of this 2343-nucleotide messenger RNA. The record is from the annotation of a GenBank genome assembly. Lineage: Eukaryota; Metazoa; Arthropoda; Insecta; Diptera; Chironomidae.